AGCGUGGCGCUUGGUUAACCUUUUGCCUGAACGUGGUGUAUCCUGCCAUUCUGUCCUACAAAUUUCAUGUGCCACUUCCCAGUGUGUGUGUUUGGGGGAUUUCCCGCGGCCUUCUCGGUACAUGGAUCUGAUCUUCUUCAUGUCCUUCAUCGUCCCAGAUAUACGGUUGAAUCCAUGCUUUCAGACUAUGACAUCCUUUCUCAGUCUAGUAUCCAGCAACACUCACUGAAGAAGAGGGACCUCCAGCCUGAGACACAUGUAGAAAGACUCUUAAGUUUUUCAGCUCUGCAAAGGCACUUUAAAUUAUACUUAACUGCAACUACUGAACACUUUUCAGAAAAAUUUCAAGCAUUAAUUGUGGAUGGUGAAGGCAAGGAGAAGGAGUAUCGUGUUCAAUGGCAAGACUUUUUCACUGGACAUGUCGUUGGGGAGCAUAACUCCAAGGUUGUGGCACAUAUUGGGGAUGAAGACUUCACAGUAAGAAUCAAUACUGAUGGAGAAGAAUAUAAUAUAGAGCCGCUCUGGAGAUUUGUAGAUAACGUGCAAGACGGAAGGCUGCUGGUCUACAGAUCUGAAGAUAUUAAAGAUUUCUCACGAUUGCAGUCCCCCAAAGUGUGUGGUUAUUUAAAGCUGAACGAAGAAGAACUGUUGCCGAAAGGACUGGAAGAUAGCAAGCAAAAUGAAGCAAGUGUCCAUCGGGAGAAAAGAGCCAUUUCAGAGAGUUCAAAAAACACCUGCAAGAUGUUGGUAGUAGCAGAUCAUCGCUUUUUCAAGUAUAUGGGCCGUGGGGAAGAGAGUACUACUAUAAACUAUUUGAUUGAAUUGAUAGACAGAGUAGAUGACAUCUACCGAAAUACUUCCUGGGACAAUGGGGCCUUCAAUGGGUACGGCAUACAGAUAGAGCAGAUUAUCAUCCACAAUGAACCAAAUGCUGUAAAGCCUGGAGAUAAGCAUUACAACAUGGCAAAAAGUCACCCAGAUGAUAAGAAGGAUGCCUGGGAUGUGAAAAUGCUGCUAGAGCAAUUUAGCUUUGAUAUUGCUGAGAAAGCAGCUCACGUGUGCCUUGCUCAUCUCUUUACAUAUCAAGAUUUUGAUAUGGGAACGCUUGGAUUGGCUUAUGUCGGCUCUCCCAGGCCUAACAGCCAUGGUGGCAUUUGUCCAAAAGCUUAUUACAGUCAAAUUGCCAAGAAAGACAUCUAUCUGAACAGUGGCUUAACCAGCACCAAGAACUAUGGGAAAACUAUCCUCACAAAGGAGGCAGACUUGGUUACAACUCAUGAACUGGGACAUAACUUUGGAGCAGAGCAUGAUCCUGACAGUCUGCCAGAAUGUGCCCCCACUGAAGACCAGGGAGGGAAAUACGUUAUGUAUCCAAUCGCUGUCAGUGGAGAUCAUGAAAACAACAAGAUGUUCUCAAGCUGCAGCAAAAAAUCCAUCCAUAGGACCAUAGAGAUCAAGGCUCAGGAGUGCUUCAAAGAGCGCAACAACAAAGUGUGUGGGAACUCCAGGGUGGAUGAAGGGGAAGAAUGCGAUCCCGGCCUCUUGUACCAACAAGCUGAUCCCUGCUGCUCUGCAGACUGCAAACUGAAAGAUGGUGCCAAGUGCAGUGAUCGGAACAGCCCCUGCUGCAAAGGCUGCCAAUUUGAAAGUGCACAGAAAAAAUGCCAAGAAGCCAUAAAUGCCACUUGUAAAGGAGAGUCUUUUUGCACUGGGAACAGCAGUGAGUGCCCUCCUCCAGGGAAUGCUCCGGAUGACACGGUUUGUGUGGACAUGGGGAAGUGCAAGGAUGGGGAGUGUGUCCCUUUCUGUGAGAGGGAGAGGAACCUACGGUCGUGCGCGUGUAAUGAAACUGAUAAUUCCUGCAAGGUGUGCUGCCGGGACGAGCAGGAUAGGUGUAUCCCGUACGUCGAUGCUAACAACCAGUUCCUGUUCCUGCGCAAGGGGAAGCCCUGUACUGUGGGCUUCUGUGAUACAAAUGGCAAAUGCGAGAAGCAAGUACAGGAUGUGAUUGAACGAUUCUGGGAUUUCAUAGACCAACUUAGCAUCAAUACUUUUGGGAAGUUCCUAGCGGACAAUAUAGUGGGCUCUGUGCUCGUCUUCUCCUUACUUUUUUGGAUUCCUCUCAGCAUCCUUGUGCACUGCGUGGACAAGAAAUUGGACAAGCAGUACGAGGAGAACACAAAGUCUCUCUUUUGUCCCAGUAACGUGGAGAUGCUCAGCAGCCUGGACUCGGCGUCCGUGCGAAUUGUCAAGCCCUUCCCCACGGCACAGUCGACAAGCCGACACCAGCCGCUGCAGCCUGUUGUGGCGAUGCCAGUAGUAGCUGCGGCACCGAAACAGGACCACCAAAGAAUGGACACUAUUCAGGAAGACCCCAGCACUGACUCUCAUAUUGAUGAAGACGGGUUUGAGAAGGACCCUUUCCCAAAUAGCAGCUCGGCUGCCAAAUCUUUUGAGGACCUGACGGACCAUCCUGUCACUAGGAGUGAGAAAGCUUCGUCUUUCAAACUCCAGCGCCAGAACCGAGUGGACAGCAAAGAAACAGAAUGCUAGUGUCUUGCUGCCUUCUAAAUGUAUGACUUGUGUGUGCAAAAUAAGUUCAUUUGGAUCUAAAACCAUUUCAUUCAUAUAAAUACAUGUGUAUAUAUAUUUUUGUGAGGGAGUGGGCGAAAUAAGGAAGUGACCUACUGCAGAUGCUGGUCAUGUGUAUGACCUUCCUUAAAUUACAUUUAUUAGAGCAUUAUAUCUUCUAAAAACAAAAAUCCAAACUAGAACUAGCUUGUUUUUGAAGCUUUUGGAUUUGUUUUUCUAUUUUCUUGACCUUUAACAUUUCC
Messenger RNA from Struthio camelus australis, 2834 nucleotides. Lineage: Eukaryota; Metazoa; Chordata; Aves; Struthioniformes; Struthionidae. The record is from RefSeq and is a predicted model, not a curated record.